AUGACUAUCAUAUCCACCAUCGAAGAUGAAAACCUUCGUCGCAAAUCGCACUUCGAAAAUUCUGGAAACGUUGCCACGACAUACCUGGCAUCACAAUUUCACCUGUGGUGGAACGCUCCACCAUGGCUGUUCAACGAUGACGAGUACACGGCUAAGGUACAAAACUCUGAAACUAGUUUCAAUUUUUCAGACCAUCAUGCACAAGACGAAUUAAGGACCACAGCCAUGCUCACUCGUGAGAAGAUGGACAACUCAUUUUCAGCGUUCGACGACCUUGUUGAACGCGUAUCAUCCUGGCAGAAGCUGGUACAUACCGUGGGCUAUGUUCUACGCUUUAUCCGACGACUGAAGAAGACACGAAACCGAGCGGAGUCAACCACACUGUCUUUUGAGGAGAUCAAGGCAGCACGACUUGUAUGCCUGAGAAACGCACAGGCGUGCUUUGGAGAAGAUCGAAUGCUUCUCCAGACGAAUCAACCACUGCGAAACAGGUCGCAAUUAUCAAAGCUUGCACCGUUUAUUGGUUCGGAUGACCUACUACGAGUUGGCGGGCGCUUGAGACAAUCUAAACUACCGGAAGAAGUCAAACACCCGAUACUGCUGCCGAAGGCUCACCGCAUUACGAAGCUGCUCUUGGAACACGAACACUGGGUAAACUUGCACCCAGGUACAUCGGCACUCUUUGUAAUAACUCGUCAACGUUAUUGGAUUAUUGGUGCACGAAAUCUGAUAAGAAAGGUCACUCACAACUGUAUCAGAUGCUUCCGUCAAAGGCAUCAUACUACGCACCAACUCAUGGCCGAUUUGCCAAGUAUCCGAAUAACACAAUCGCUUCCCUUUGUCAACUCUGGAUGUGAUUACGCUGGACCAAUAGUUCUUAAGGAUCGAAAGGGUCGCAACGCUAAGAAGUCAAAGGGAUACAUAUGCCUUUUUGUGUGCCUCGUCACUUCGGCACUACAUCUGGAACUCGCUACUGACCUUAGCACAGAGGCAUUUCUAGCAGCCCUCAGAAGAUUCAUGUCUCUACGAGGAAAAUGUGCACAGAUCUACAGUGACAACGGUAGGAACUUUGUCGGAGCAAAGCGAGCACUGGAUGAGAUGCAACAACUUCUGGCAUCUACAAAUCACAGAGACCUGGUCUCACAGACUUUGGCAGACGAAGGCAUUCACUGGGUUUUCAUUCCACCGUAUGCACCUCACUGGGGAGGAAAAUGGGAGUCCUCCGUUCGAUCAGUCAAGCUGCAUCUGCGCCGCAUCAUUGGCAACACUAUCCUGACGUUCGAGCAGAUGCACACCUUACUAGCUCAAAUCAGUGCAGUGGUAAACUCGAGACCAUUGUACUAUACACCGGACACCGAUGUCACAUAUCUAUCUCCAGCACAUCUGUUGAUAGGCAGAUCAUUUACAACCAUUCCUGAAGGGGACCUGAGCCACAUCCCUGAAAAUCGACUUGACUACUGGCAAGGCGUUCAAGCACUCUACCAAGGAUUCUGGAAGCGCUGGCACCAGGAAUACCUUACUACGCUACAACAACGUCCCAAAUGGGAAACAUCGCAGCCGAAUGUGGAAUUGGGAACCGUCGUCCUCAUCAAGGAUUCGAAUACUCCACCAGCUUCCUGGCCACUGGCAAAGGUUAUCGCAACGUACCCUGGAGCUGACGAAACGAUGUUUCAGGGCGGGCCGGGAUGUUGA
Drosophila bipectinata is the source of this 1692-nucleotide messenger RNA. The record is from RefSeq and is a predicted model, not a curated record. Lineage: Eukaryota; Metazoa; Arthropoda; Insecta; Diptera; Drosophilidae.